AUGGAUUUUCCUUCUCUUCCAUCCGAGCAGGACCCAGGUUAUUUGGUUCUUCCUUCCACCGUGAGACCACCGGAGGCACAUUGUGAAGACGAUCGCGACAUUACUGAUGCUACUUUAGAGUACAUACGGCAGAUGCUCAUGGAAGAGGACACGGAGCAACGAUCGGGCGCGUUCCUCGACCCUUUGUUGGCUGUUAGAGCUGCAGAGAGAUCGUUCUACGAAGUUCUGGGUAUUAAAUAUCCUCCCUCUCCCUCUCCCGACCAACGACCUAUUCUGUGCAACCCUGAUGAUGAUGGCAGCACUGCCACUAAUGAUACUAGAGACUCUGUUUUUCAGUCCACUUCAAAAAUUCCCUUCAGCUUUCCCGACGGCAACAAUGGGAGUUCUGGUGCGUCGACAAACUCUUCUGUAAGCACACUUCUUUUUCCUAAUAUUUCUAGUGUUGUUGAGUCCACAAUGUUGCAGUUUAGAAAAGGGGUACAGGAAGCUAGUAUAUGUCUUCCAUUCGAGAAUCGUUCAGCAGUUGAUUCUGAGACCCGUAGGCCGCCUGCGGUGUCGAUGGAUGAUACUUCAGAGGUGGGAGAAGUGGAGCGCAUGCGCACUGGUACAGAAGGAAGGAAAGAUCCGCACAGGAGGGAUGUGGAUAUAGAAGAGGAGAGGAGUAAAAAGCGGUCAACGGUUUGUGGGGAAGAGGAAGAUGAGUUAUCUGAGAUGUUUGAUAGAGUUAUCCUCUGCUUUGAGCACCCGAAGAAGCCUGUCGUGCGUGCUUCUAGGAAAGUUCUAAAGAAUGGACAGCCAUCUGGAUUUAGUUCAAGGAAAAAAAAAAAAAGUAGAAUGGAGGGCGGGCAUUUGAGGAAACUCCUUAAUCUCUGUGCACGAGCCAUUGCGGUUGAUGAUCGCUCGAGUGCGAACAAACUUUUAUAUGAGAUUAGGCAGCACUCUUCUCCGUCUGGAGAUGGGCCUCAAAGGAUUGCCCAUUAUUUUUCUAAAGCCCUUGAGGCACGCUUGAUGGGAACUGGAGCUCAAAUUUAUGCUCAUUCGUUAUCAAAGGGGCUAUCAGCUGCCGAGCUCUUGGAAGCUUACCAAUGUAUUGUUUUGGCUUGCCCAAUCAAGCAAACCAACUUUUACUUUGCAAAUCACUGCAUUUUGAAUUUAGUUGGGAAGGCCUCCACAGUUCAUGUUAUAGUUUUUGGUGUCUUCCACGGUUUCCAAUGGCCAAUGCUUAUCCAAGAUCUUUCGGUAAGAGCUGGCGGACCUCAUAGGCUUCGCAUUACAGGGAUAGAGUUUCCCCAACCAGAUUUUCAGCCAACAAAAAAGGCUCAAAACACAGGGCGUGGUUUGACAAAGUAUUGUGAGCGUUUUCAUGUUCCAUUUGAGUAUAAUGUUAUAGUACAAAGAUGCGAAACUAUCCAAAUUGAAGAACUCAAGAUCGAAAAAAGUGAGCUAGUUGUUGUAAAUUGCAUGUUCUGA
Molecule: messenger RNA, 1470 nt
Organism: Malania oleifera
Lineage: Eukaryota; Viridiplantae; Streptophyta; Magnoliopsida; Santalales; Ximeniaceae
Product: scarecrow-like protein 14
Exons: 1
Coding region: 1-1470 (489 amino acids)
Biological process (GO): regulation of DNA-templated transcription
Cellular component (GO): nucleus
Molecular function (GO): sequence-specific DNA binding; DNA-binding transcription factor activity
Source: RefSeq, a predicted model, not a curated record